Bradysia coprophila is the source of this 3351-nucleotide messenger RNA. Its product is annotated as glycine dehydrogenase (decarboxylating), mitochondrial. Gene Ontology annotation, cellular component: glycine cleavage complex; mitochondrion. The record is from RefSeq and is a predicted model, not a curated record. Gene Ontology annotation, biological process: glycine decarboxylation via glycine cleavage system. Gene Ontology annotation, molecular function: glycine binding; pyridoxal phosphate binding; glycine dehydrogenase (decarboxylating) activity. Lineage: Eukaryota; Metazoa; Arthropoda; Insecta; Diptera; Sciaridae.
AGUCAGUGCCCAUUUACCAAAUAGGUUAUCUCGUUUGCUAUUAACAUGGCAAACCCCCAGCAAACUGCCGAUAAUUAAAAUGAGACGAUGUUUUUGUCAAAAUAAGAAGGAAAAAAAACCUUAGCCAUGCGAUAAGUGCUAGAAUUUUUAUUUGAUACAAAAAAUGUAACAGGCCACAAAGUUCAUCCACUGGGAGAUCGGUCAUUUAUAAUUCAGCUGUUAGUUUGAUCGGUUGUGAGCGGUGUGAAUAAUAAUUGAAAAUAAAUUUUAAAAUUGUUGCAUUUGUGGAGUGUGUGAUAGCAAUAUUGUGUUCAAGAUGCAACGCUUAAAUUUGUUGAAGAAUUGUUAUGGUGGCAUGACGUUUGCUCAGACGAGAUAUUUAGCGACCGUGAAGGAUGUGUUUCCCAAUAAAAUCGACUUUCCCACCAGACACAUUGGUCCGAGAAAAACAGAAGUGGUGGCAAUGCUUGAUUUGUUGGGAUAUAAGUCAUUAGAUGAAUUAAGUGACAAGGCUGUGCCAAAAAAAAUCCAACUUCGCCGGGAAUUAGUGAUUGAAGAAGCGCUAAAUGAGCAUGAUCUUAUUGACCGAGUUCGUACAAUUGCACAACGAAAUGAAAUCUGGCGAUCGUAUAUAGGUAUGGGCUACCAUAACUGCUACGUGCCACACACAAUAAUGAGAAAUAUUUUCGAAAACCCGGGAUGGACCACUCAAUACACGCCAUACCAACCGGAAAUAGCUCAAGGUCGAUUAGAAUCACUGUUAAAUUAUCAAACAAUGGUAUCAGAAAUCACAGGGCUUGAUGUGGCCAAUGCGUCUCUUCUCGAUGAAGGCACGGCUGCCGCCGAAGCGAUGACAUUGUGUUGGAGGCACAAUAAACGUCCGAAAAUCUACCUUUCGGAAAAUAUUCACCCACAAACGUUGUCCGUAGUCCAAACGAGAGCCCAAGAUCUCGACAUUGAACUGGUCGUUGGACCGAUAGAUAAAGCAAAUCUGGGCAGCCGUGAAUACGCUGGAAUAUUACUUCAAUAUCCAGACACAUUCGGAGAUGUAAUAGAUUUUGCUGAUGUUUCCAAAGUGGCCAACAAAAACGGAACUUUGGUUGUUGUCGCAACAGAUUUACUAGCACUAACUCUAUUACGACCACCAGCUGAAUUCGGUGCAGACAUAGCCAUCGGUACUUCGCAGCGUCUGGGAGUUCCUCUUGGAUAUGGAGGACCUCAUGCGGGAUUUUUUGCUUGUAAACAAAAACUUGUAAGACUGAUGCCGGGACGCAUGGUUGGAAUAACCAGGGACAUGGAUGGCCAUGAUGCUUAUCGUUUGGCUCUGCAGACCCGUGAACAACAUAUUCGCAGAGAUAAGGCUACUAGUAACAUAUGUACGGCCCAAGCACUUCUAGCUAAUAUGUCGGCAAUGUAUGCUGUUUACCAUGGUUCUGAAGGCUUAAAGCAGAUCGCCAAUAAAAUCCAUCACUCCACUCUCACACUCAACGAAGCAUUACUGGAAGCUGGUCACAGGGUGCUCAAUAAAAACUUCUUUGACACCUUGCACGUGGACCCCGUGGGCAUUUCGUCUGAUGAAAUAAAAGAUCGUGCCGAGCGAAAGCAAAUAAAUUUCCGCUAUUUUAGCGACGGCACUAUUGGGAUCGCGCUGGACGAAACUGUAAAGACCAACGAUUUGGAAGAUCUUUUGGCCAUUUUUAACUGUAAAUCGGUGGCCGAAGUAUUGUCGUUGUCGGAUCUAACAAAAUAUUCCAUCGACAAAUCGACGUAUCGCAGAACGUCUUCGUUUUUAACGCAUCCCAUAUUUACCAAUCACCAUUCCGAAUCCAGAAUGGUGCGCUAUAUGAAGAAAUUGGAGAACAAGGACAUCUCGCUGGUGCAUUCAAUGAUUCCAUUGGGAUCGUGUACAAUGAAAUUGAAUUCGACCACCGAAAUGAUUCCGUGCAGUUUUCGACAUUUUACCGAAAUUCAUCCAUUUGCACCGAAAAGUCAAGCCAAAGGCUAUCAGCAAUUGUUCAAUGAACUGGAAAAGGAUCUGUGUGAGAUCACCGGCUACGAUCAGAUUUCAUUUCAACCGAACAGUGGGGCACAGGGCGAAUAUGCCGGACUACGUGCCAUUCGAGGAUAUCACAUUUCGUUGAAUCAGGGUCACCGUAACAUUUGCUUGAUUCCAAUCAGUGCACAUGGAACCAAUCCGGCAUCGGCUCAAAUGGCUGGCAUGAAGGUGGAACCGAUUCGAGUAAGCACAGCUGACGGAAACAUUGACAUGUACCACUUCAAGGAAAAAUUGGAAGAGCACAAAGACAAUCUAUCUUGUGUCAUGAUAACGUACCCAUCCACAAACGGAGUUUUUGAAGAAACCGUUGCCGAUAUUUGUGAUAUGGUACAUGCAAGUGGCGGUCAAGUGUAUCUCGAUGGCGCUAAUAUGAACGCACAGGUCGGUUUAUGUCGACCGGGUGAUUAUGGCAGCGAUGUGUCGCAUUUGAAUCUUCACAAAACUUUCUGCAUACCUCAUGGAGGCGGCGGUCCUGGAAUGGGACCAAUCGGCGUCAAAAAACAUUUAGCACCAUUCCUUCCCGGCCACCCAGUUAUUAAUCCAUUGGAAUUCCCUGACGCCAACAAUUCCAGUUACGGUGUUGUAAGCGCUGCCCCAUUCGGAUCCAGUGCCAUUUUGCCGAUCUCUUGGUCCUACAUUAAGUUGAUGGGAGGCCGCGGCUUGAAACGAGCUACACAGAUUGCAAUCCUAAAUGCCAACUACAUGUCGAAACGUUUGGAAAACCACUACAAAACGCUAUUUAAAGAUCCCGUUGCAGAUCUGGUUGCUCAUGAAUUCAUUUUGGACAUCAGAGAUUUAAAGAAAUUAGCGAACAUUGAAGCUGUCGACGUAGCCAAACGGUUAAUGGACUACGGUUUCCAUGCUCCAACAAUGUCAUGGCCAGUUGCUGGUACAUUGAUGAUUGAGCCCACCGAAUCCGAAGACAAGGAAGAACUGGACCGAUUCUGUGACGCAAUGAUAUCGAUUCGAAUGGAAGUGAAGGAAAUUGAAGAAGGCCGAAUGAGCAAAACUGUAAAUCCGUUGAAAAUGGCACCGCAUACACAGGAGCAAAUCAUAAGUAGUCCAUGGAAUCGGCCGUAUUCGAGGAAACAAGCCGCAUAUCCGGCAUCAUUUGUUAAGCCCGAUGCAAAAGUGUGGCCGACUGUUGGACGGAUAGACGAUGUCUUCGGUGACAAACAUCUUAUUUGCACAUGUCCACCAAUUCUUCCCGAUUUUAAUGCCGAUUGAUAUUACUACUACCUCAACUGUUAAUGUUUCCGUUUGAAAUAAAUGUGUCUCUAUAAACAACUCAUCCA